Messenger RNA from Tilletiopsis washingtonensis, 3580 nucleotides. RefSeq lists its product as hypothetical. Gene Ontology annotation, molecular function: glycogen binding; protein phosphatase 1 binding. The transcript has a single exon. Gene Ontology annotation, biological process: regulation of glycogen biosynthetic process. Gene Ontology annotation, cellular component: protein phosphatase type 1 complex. Bases 23 to 3247 code for a protein of 1074 amino acids. The record is from RefSeq and is a predicted model, not a curated record. NCBI's taxonomy places the organism in Eukaryota, Fungi, Basidiomycota, Exobasidiomycetes, Entylomatales.
CGCGGCGCGCGCCCGGCACCACAUGCGCAGCUUCAGCAGCGAGCCGACGCGCUUCGCUGCUGCGCCGUCGAGCGCCGGGCCGUCGCGCUCGCCGGCGCCGUUCCCGAGCAACAUGCUGCCGCGGCGCAGCACCGAGAGCCACGCCUCGGCCGCCUCGUCGGCCACGACGAGCGCAGCAUCCUCGACGCGCUCCACGCCCAGCUCGAGCCCGGCACCGCCCACACGCCCGCCGCUGCGCACUGCCAGCUCCAGCACGGCCACGGCCAGCGGCAGCAGCAUCGGCAGCAGCAGCCGCCAGUCGAGCAGCUCCACAGCCGCCAGCGAGCAGCCGCCGCCGCGAGAGGCAGCGUCCGCGCCCUCUGCGCCGCCGCGCACUGUCUCUCCGCCGGCUGCCACUCCAGCAAGCAGCACGGCGAGCACGCCUGCCAGCAGCACCGCCAGCACGGCGCCGAGCAGCAGCCGCUCGAGCAACGCGAGCAGCGUCGACGGCACGCCGCCGACGCAGCGCCGCCUCUCGCCCACGCGCGCCGACGAGCCCGUGGAUGAGACGCUGGAGAAGCUGCGCCAGGCUCAGGCCAACCGCCGGCCCAAGAUGAUGCGCCUCACGCCCGCUCACUCCAGCCUUCCGGCGCGCUCCUUCAAGUCGCCGGUGGGCAGCAGCGGCAGCUCGAGCUUCGGCGACGUCAGCACGCCGACGCCCAGCAGCGUUGCCUUCCCGGCCAAGGGCCCGCAGUCCAGCGCCUCGGCCACGGCGCCGCUGCACCCGUCGUCGCGCAAGGCCGUGGCGAUGAAGCAGUCCGCGCCGGCCGACGAGUCGCCCGGCCUGCUCAUCGACCUCAGCCACCUGCCCAGCCCGUCAGUCACGGAUCUCGAGGGCCCGGUGACGACGUCGCAGAUCGCACCCGACCGUCACCCGCGCGACCGCCACGGCAACCCGAUCAAGUCAAGCCUCAAGUCGCCCGCCGCCUCGCACUUCCUGCCGCCGCGCGCCGACAGUGUGCCGUCGCUGCCAGCGAGCAUGCGCUUUGCCAAGAGCGUGCCCACGACGCCGACGGUGGCCAAGGCGGUGCACUUCGACUCACAGCUCGAGCACGUCAAGGUGUUCAAGUUCAAGCAGCGCCCGGCCGCCGUGUCGCGCGACGGCAGCCCCGAGCAGACCGAGACGGAGACCGAGGAGGAGAAGGAGCUCUUCCCCUUUGUCUACGGGCGCAACCGCGGCAACAGCUCGCCCGAUGCCUCCUUCCGCACCGGCGGCAGUAGCCCAGACUCGCGCUCGUACGGCAGCGGCAGCAGCAGCGGCAGCCUCGCCGUGCCCGCCGAGGCCGAGGAGCAGCUUGUGCUGCGCCUGCCCAACUUCCCGUCCUCGACGCGUGUCGCCGUCGACCGUGAGAUCUUCCUCGAGCGCAUCUACCUCGCCGACGACCUGCGCAGCGUCAAGGGCAGCGUGCAGGUGCGCAACAUGUCGUUUGAGAAGUGGGUCGCAAUCCGCUUCACGCUCGACAAGUGGGCCAGCGUCAACGAGGUGUCGGCCGACUACGCCGAGAGCAUCAAGGACGGCGCCGCGGACCGCUUCACCUUCUCGAUCAAGCUCAACGAGCUGCUCAACUGGCCGCGCGGCGCCGCGGCGCACGAGACGAAGAGCAUGUUUAUGUGCCUGCGCUACACCGUCGGCAACGCCGAGUACUGGGACAACAACGAGGGCCUCAACUACCAGCUCGACUUCCGCAAGCGCCAGGCGCCCAGCACACCGGCCAGCACGCCCGCGGCGAGCGCCUACUCGCCGUCCGGCUCGUCGGUGCGCUCCUCGUUUGCCAACGGCAGCGGCUCGUCGGCCAAGGCGCGCAUCAUCGAGAUUGCGCGCCGCGGCGUGCACGGCGGCCCGCGCCAGGCGGGCUUCGCCAUGGAAGACCUGCGCCGCGAGCUCGACCGGCUCAAGUCCGACGAAGAGGACGAGGACCGGCUGGCUGCGGCCGCCGAGGCUGAGGCUGUCGCCGAGGGCGUGCUGCCGUUCCUCGCCAAGUCCAGCGGCGCCGGCUCGCCGUCGAUGGAGCGCGUCAGCCCCGAGCUGGCGCGCGCCUACCUGGCUGAGAAGGCGAAGCGCAAGCAGUCGCCGCCGAGCUCGCCCGGCGGCGGCCGCGGCAACAGCUCGCCGUCGAUGUGGUCGGCACGCUACGACUUUGGCGAGAGCCUGCGCAACCCGCGCAACGGCAGCCGCACCACGGGCCACGGCCGUGCCGCCGCGCUCGACUACUUCUCUUCGAAGCCAAGCCCGCGCGCCCCGACCUCGGCGACCUCGUCUGGCCUGCCGUCCUCGACGACGCCCACGCCGAACCAGUUCAUCGUCAGCGUCUCGUCGCCCAACGGCAACCUCAGCAGCGCGGCCAGCACGCCGGGCACGGGCAACGACUCGCCCGACUUUGCGCACCGCUUCGGCAUGAUCUCGCCCGGCCUCGUGCACAACGUCGAGCACCGGCCGAUUGUGGCGCCCGGCUCCGAAUCGUCGUCGCCGCAGACGUCGCUCGUCGUGCCGCUCGCCGCCGGCCCGCUGCCGCCGUCGCCGGCGGCGCAGCUGCAGAUCCGCACGCAGCAGCCGCAGCCGCAGGCCGCGAGCGACCGCUUCUACAGCUGGCCGCACUCGCGCCGCACUGCCUCGCCUGCCACUACGCCCACCGCCGGCGGCAGCGGCAGCAGCGGGCGCGAGAACAUGUUCUUCGAGGCCAUGCUGCAGAACGGCAGCCCGGUCGAGAGCGGCAGCAUGCCCGGCACGCCGCGCACGCCGAGCCCGCCGGCCGACUUCAGCAAGGGCAGCGCCAAGGCCAGCCCGCACUCGUCGGGCGCCACGUCGCCGCUUUCGCCCGACGGCUCGCCGAGCCUCUUCUCGCCCGGCGGCGCCACGUCGAUCUGCUCCAACGACUCGGACAUGACCGUCGUGACGCCCGAGGACCCGCAUGUGCUGCGUCUCGAGCGUGCCUCGCACGGCACGUUCGCCGACGAGGCCGACGAUGCCGCCUCGGCUACCUCUUCCUCGAACACGUCGUCGCCGCGUCUGCGUCCUGCGGCGCUCAGUGACAUGCAGGAGCUGGUUGCGCGCUACUGCUGGGGCACCGACCUCGUGCCCGGCGGUGGCUCGCUCGUCGCCACGCCCGGCACCGACGCCGCCGUGCGUGUCUCGCCGCCGAUCGCUCCUGGCCAUGCGCCACACAUGUCGCCGCUCGCCAGCGGCGCCUCGACACCGACUCUGUGCUAAGGGUUGCCUCGCUGCCCUUCCCGUUCCCAUUCCAGCACGCUCCCACCUCACUGACUUCCCGAUUGACCCGCGACCCGCGACCCUCUCCGUUCCGUCCACAUCCGCUCUCAGCUCACUCGCGCCCCCAUCUGUUCCCACGUCACAUCGUUCUCACUCUCCCCGGCCUCACUGCGUCUCGUCUUGCUCCUGCGAUGCCCGCCCACACCCAAGAAGUGCCCCUUGUCUUCUCGUCUCGCCGCUCCGUCUCAAUUGCCUACAUCCAGACAUACUUUGAUAUAGCUCCAUCUGACCCGCUGCCGCCCUCGUGCGCACAAUACAUCUCUUCUCGGCUAC